Molecule: messenger RNA, 2209 nt
Organism: Amphimedon queenslandica
Lineage: Eukaryota; Metazoa; Porifera; Demospongiae; Haplosclerida; Niphatidae
Product: heat shock 70 kDa protein 12B-like
Exons: 3
Coding region: 20-2092 (690 amino acids)
Source: RefSeq, a predicted model, not a curated record
GGAAUGCAUACACGAAUGCAUGCAUGAUGUUCUAACCAAUCAUAUCUGCAGCAGCAUAGAUAUUAGAGUACAGUUCCGGUACUCUAAUAUCUAUGGCAGCAGCAGACGUCUGACAAUCCGAGAGAUGGCUACAUACACCACUGAGUACAUCGAGAUGUCUAGCCUAAAUUUAAAAAGAGCUAAUUAUAUUGCUGCUAUUGAUUUUGGAACAUCAAACUGCUCGCUGGCUUACUCAGUUGAUGGAACGACCAGUAUCCUGUAUCCAUCAAGUGAGUCGCUUGACCGUGUACCCACGGCAGUAUUAAUAGAGCCCGAAGACAAAACGAGUUUCCGUGGUUCUUUAAUAAAUUAUUCCAUGCCCAUGGCUGUCGUUGAUAUCGGAAAAGUAGCUCAACAGGCAUAUGGAAACUUACCAAAAGAAGAGUACUCCAUGCACUUAUAUUUUGAGUGCUUCAAAAUGAACUUGAGGCCACACGAAGACGUGAUAACAAGGCAGAUGAAAAUUUCAGCAUUCAAGGGAGCAAGUUAUUACCUCAUAGAAGUUAUUGCUUUUGUUUUGAAUUAUCUUAAGUCCAAACUUGAAGAAGAGUUAGAGAUGCGUAAUCAUAUGGUUCAACAAGAAAGUGAAAAUGCUGAGCCCAGGUUACUGAAAGCAUUUGACUUCACCUGGGUAAUCACUGUUCCUGCAAUAUGGAAUGAAAAAGGAAAACAGAUGAUGAGAGAAGCUGCCUACAGGGCUGGGCUGGUCAUUGAAAACACAGUGAUGACUCCAAUCACUUGUUUCACUCCAGUCACUCAACAACUAGAAAAAGUCGACAUGAAUGAAUAUUAUCAUAAGCUUGUUUUAGCAUUGGAACCAGAAUGUGCUGCUCUUUAUUGUCGACAACUGUCAAUUGAUGAAAUGGCAAACCAUUCCAGGCGGCUCCAGAAUCAAGUUAUAGAUCACUCUUCUGAUUACAUGGUACUUGAUAUUGGAGGUGGUACAGUUGAUAUUGCAGUCUACAAUAGUCAAUCCAAAGAUAUAUUUGAAUCAGUUCUUCCACCCACUGGCAAUGACUGGGGAGGAACAAGGGUUAAUGAAGAAUAUUCAAAACUUCUCCAAAAAAUUGUUGGAGAUCCUGAAUUUAAAUGCUUCUGCGAAAUGCCCCAACAGGAAGCUCAAAAUCAAGCUGUAAUCACGACACACAUUUACCAUGAUUUUGAGUUUGCUAAAGUUUCAUUUGGUAAGAACACAAGAAUGGACAGAAGAAUUACAUCACGAUUAAAUCGUAAGAUUGUUGAUUUCUAUGGUUCAGAGAAAAUAAGGGAAGGAGUAGCAGCACUUAACGACGCUAGAAUACAAUUAAAUGGUAGUGAUCUUCUUGUGAUUCAGUUUUCUAAAGUUGAAGAGCUGUUUGCACCAGCAGUCAAAGGAAUUCUUGAUUGCAUAGACACUGCCAUUACAAAGAGUCCUGUUGCCAUUAACACAGUGUAUCUAGUUGGAGGAUUUGGUGGGUGUCCAUACAUAUACAACAAAAUUAAAGAAUUUGAUAAAUUUUUCAAUCUGUGUGUCCUAACUCCAAGAGAUUAUCAUGUUGCUGUUGUUAAAGGAGCCAUUCUUUUUCAGCAGAAUCCUAAAACCAUGAAUAGCCGAGUGAGCAGUGCCUACUAUGGUAUAGAAGCAACCGUAAAAUACAAACCAGAAAAAAAUCAUGAUCGUAGACGAAAAAGAUAUGACCUUCAGCGUAAUUGCACUGUCACCGACAAUGCAUUUGAAGUAAUUGUAGAAAAAUAUCAAAAAGUUCGUUACGAUGAAGUCCUAGAGUUUCCGUCAUAUGCUACUCCUUUGAGUGAGAAAAGUGACAAAGUGGAACUAAAACUUUUUAAGACUUACAAAGAUGAUGUUGUGUAUAUUAGAAAUCCGAAUGGCGAACUUUGUGAAGGAGUUGAGGAAAUUGGAAAAUUAGAACUAGCUGUGCCACCAUCUACUCUACCACUAGCAAGCCGCACUAUUACAUUAAAGUUUCAUAUUGGGGGACCAGAGUUAUACUUCCAAGGAAAAAACGAUGAAACUGAAGAGAAAGUGCAUUGUACGAUAGACUUCUUAUCUUAAUUAGUAUGAUGUAAUUUUGAGUGUGUGCCACUGUGUGAUGAAACUAUAUAUUUGUAGUGAACCUAUUGUAGUGUUUUUAGCAGUUUUUUUAGUUGCAUAGCUCAUGUUUUAACAUAA